UAUUGUGUACUUCUUAUUGUUGAUAUUUUAAAUAGAAAACGUAAAACUAAUACUGAAUAUAAAAAAAACCAAAUAUGGUUAAUAAAUUAAAAUUUAGUGAUUUGUUCUCAAUUAGUAGGAAAAAAAGAUCAAAACAAAAUGAAAUUCAACAAAACACGGCGGAUGUAUAUUGGAUACAAUACGUUGUUGGAAUUAUAGCUUCAUUAUCAAUGACAAUAAGUGGAUUACAAUUAACAUGGUUCGGUCCAGCUUUAGUGCAAUUAAAAGACGAGACAUUAUCACCAAUUCAUGUCGUGUCCAGUUCCGAAUCAGCAUGGAUCAACAGUAUGCUACAAUUGGGUGCUGUACCAAGUCCAUUUUUAGGAUCGUUUUUAGCAAAUAAUAUUGGACGUAAAAAUGGAUUACUUUUAACAACUAUACCAAAUAUUAUUUCAUGUUUAUUAAUUUUUUUCGUACAAAAUAUCUAUAUGCUUUACGCAGCACGAUUUAUUUGUGGAAUUUCCGUUGGUAUAGUUUUUUCCACAUUACCAGUAUAUCUUUCUGAGAUUUCAUCGCCAAAAAUACGUGGUAUUGUAGCUACAAUUGGAUCAUUAACAUUACCAGUUGGAACAGUUGGGCAAUUUAUUUUAUUCCCUUUAAUGACCAUACAAACGAAUAGUUUAAUAACACUUAUUUUAGUGAUAAUUCAAGGAAUAGGUACUUUUUUUAUUCCGGAAUCACCAUAUUUUUAUAUAAUGAAAAAUAAAGAAAAACAGGUUGAAAAAUCAUUAAAAAUAUUGCGUCGAAGUGAUAACGUUUCAAAUGAAUUAUUACAAUUACAGAAAGGUUGGGAAAAUGAGAACCAAAUUAAAGAUACAUCGUUUUUUCAAAUUUUUAAAUCGAAAGUAAAUCAGAGAGCUUUGAUUAUUAUCAGUGUAACAAUGGUAUGCCAACAAAUGUCCGGACCACUUGUAUUAUUAGGUUAUAUUUCGGCAAUCUAUGUAGAUUCGAAAAUUCCAAUAUCUUCGUAUGCCGGGUCGAUUUUAUUGAUAGCUUCAUUUGCUAUAGCAACUUUAAGCAAUGCAUUCUUUAUUGAUAAAUGUGGACGUCGACCGUUAUUUAUUACUUCCACAAUAUUAACGGGAAUAUGUGCUAUUCUAACAGGAGUAUAUUUCUUUUGCGAAAAAUUGUAUACUGUUGAAAUUGUACGGGAAUAUUAUUUAUUUUUGAUAAUAACAUUAACAAUAUAUAUUUUAUCAGCGGGUGGAUUAAUUGCGUUACCAUACAUUUUCGCUAGCGAAUUAUUUGAAACUAAAUAUCGUGCAACGGCUAGUUCGUUAUUAUCGGUGCUUGGUUCAAUACUUGGUUUUAUAACAAUACAAGCUUAUGAAUUUAUACAAGAUAAUUUUGGUCGGGAAUACAUUUUCUGGUAUUUUGGACUUGUUUGUAUUCUAGGAACAUUGUUUAGUAUAUUUUGGUUGCCAGAAACUAAAGGUAAAUCGUUUAGUGAAAUUCAAGCGGAAAUGAAUAAAACUGUCAAUAAUUCAACUGAUAAAAAUGAUGAUACAGUUUAAUUUCGGAGUUCACGGAAUAAUUGGGGAAAAUAUUUAGGAUUUGUAAUAGAUGACAAAAUGUUUUAUUGUUUUUAACUGGUUGGAAAGUAGUGGUUGGUUAUUGGUAUCUGGAUAAUCUUGAUGCUUUUAUGUGACAAAAAUUGUUAUUAGUCACGUUGGGCUAUCGUUGAGGCUAUCAAUAUAUACAGGGUGGGUCAUUUUAAUCUCUUAUAGCUAAUAGCUCGUUUUGUAGUUAACCAAUCAAAAAAUAAGUUAAACAAAAGUUGCAAAGUUUG
Molecule: messenger RNA, 1828 nt
Organism: Chrysoperla carnea
Lineage: Eukaryota; Metazoa; Arthropoda; Insecta; Neuroptera; Chrysopidae
Product: facilitated trehalose transporter Tret1-2 homolog
Exons: 2
Coding region: 75-1553 (492 amino acids)
Biological process (GO): transmembrane transport
Cellular component (GO): membrane
Molecular function (GO): transmembrane transporter activity
Source: RefSeq, a predicted model, not a curated record